This is a messenger RNA of Didymodactylos carnosus, 1900 nucleotides long. Lineage: Eukaryota; Metazoa; Rotifera; Eurotatoria; Philodinida; Philodinidae. The record is from the annotation of a GenBank genome assembly.
AUGAUUUUACUCACUGACCUCUCACGAAGACGCAUUCGCUCAAUAAAUAAACUGAUUUGUGUUGGUCGCGGUGAAGUUGUCAUCUUUGAAAGAGUUGAUCGUGAUAAAGGUUAUAUUGAUCUUUCAAAACAUCGUGUUUCAUCGGAAGAUAAUAGCAAAUAUGAAGAAAAAUUUGUUCGUGCCAAAAAAAAAUUUGAAGAACUUUAUGGAAAAACAGCAUGGUAUUAUGAUGAUAAACAUAAACGUGUUGGAGCUUGUUAUGAUGUUUUUGCAUGUGCUGUCCACGACGAAGCUGAACUAGAUGAUUGUCAAGUUGAUGAAGAGGCAGAAAAAGUUUUAUUAGCUAAUAGUCGACGACAUUUGACACCACAAGCCGUCAAAUGUAGAGCAGACAUCGAAGUCACUUGCUACGGAUAUGAAGGUACUGAUGCUUUGAAAGUAGCUCUGGAAGAAUGUCUCAAAAUGUCCGUAGAUGAAAUGUCAGCAAAAUUCGUUUAUGGUUAUGAGAUACAAAUGAGAAUGCCUGAAGAAGAAAAUAAAAAAGUAUCUGAUGAUGAAACGGAUGAUGAUGAAGGAAAAGGGGAAGCUGAAGAAGGCAUAGCAGGUGACUUACUGAACGAAGAAGAAAGUGAAAAAAGUGCUCCAGUCUCGGCAUCAAUACGAAUGAAAAAACAACGAAAAAAAUUCCAAGAACAGUAAUAAAGAAAAAGCCCAAUACAGGCGAUGAAAAUAAUCAAGACAAUGAAGAAUAGAUCCUUUUUCCGUUUUCUUAUUUUGUUUUUUUUAUUCUUCUGUUUCAAAUAUGUUUCAAAAGGAUAUAUGUGACUAAGUAUGUAUAUGUGUUUAUGUAGGAAAUAUAAAAUUAAUAUAUGUACUGAUUUUAUUAUUUACUAUUGUUGUUUACGAACAUGAUUGUUCAAACUGAGUAGUCUUAUUCACUCAAAAUGUCUACAAAGUUUCUUAACAAUCCUAUUUCUAGUUUCUUCUAAAAUGAGUAAAAGUUGAAAGAUAAAAGUUGACAGAUACCAACCCUAACUGUAGAAGCACUACAUAGUCGGAAAAAUGCCAUAUCACUGUACUUAGUCGUACUACGCUUGUACAAUCAGUAUGCUUAGUACGUACAGGUACAAAAUCUACCCGUGUGCGCGUACGGGCGUAAGUGGAAAAGUUUUGAAAGCUGUGGAAAGGACCAGUCCGCAUAACACCUGAAAUCGGCACACUAGCUUUUAGCGCUCCAAUCUGUCCAAAACUCAUCAGAAUCAUCAUAUUCAAUGAUUUCCAUCCUUUCGAACGCUUUUAGUCGAACAUAUCGGACAGAAUCUACUCGAAAACAAAUAACCCCUUAGCACCAUCACUAGGACUGUAAAAUCGAGAUUUCCUCGUAACCAUCCAAUAUUUAGCCUAGUGCAAUACAGCACUCGAUGCGCCUUGGAAAACUCUACAAUAUGUGUUAAUAGCACACUUAACGAAGCCUCGUAGCGGUCUUUGUGAAUUAAGUACUUCGCCGCUUAAACCUAAGAGAACUCGUACAUCGUUUUCUGCUUUAAUGACUUUGCGAAACACAUGUAAGGCACGUGUUUUAAAGGUUUUUCAAGGUUUCGUUUGUUCUUUUUUAACCUUUGCACAGGUGAUUUUACAUCAGAAUGACUUGGAAUUAUUUAUUUCUUCUUGUACGUUGGCAUAAAAAGCAUAGUCAGGACACUACAUGUCCGAAUGGUCACUUUCACUCUGACUGCGCAAAACGUAUCGUAAAUCGGAUUCGUACACAAAAGACGAAGUACUUAAUUCACAAAGACCGCUACGAGGCUUCGUUAAGUGUGCUAUUAACACAUAUUGUAGAGUUUUCCAAGGCGCAUCGAGUGGUGUAUUGCACUAGGCUAAAUAUUGGAUGGUUACGAGG